Vanrija pseudolonga is the source of this 1182-nucleotide messenger RNA. RefSeq names its product putative trans-sulfuration enzyme (gene YHR112C). The transcript has 2 exons. The record is from RefSeq and is a predicted model, not a curated record. Gene Ontology annotation, molecular function: carbon-sulfur lyase activity; pyridoxal phosphate binding. The coding region runs from base 1 to 1182 and encodes 393 amino acids. Gene Ontology annotation, biological process: transsulfuration. Lineage: Eukaryota; Fungi; Basidiomycota; Tremellomycetes; Trichosporonales; Trichosporonaceae. Gene Ontology annotation, cellular component: cytoplasm.
AUGUCGCCCAAAGACGUCUCCCGCCUCGGCCUCGCCUCGCGCGCCGUACACGCCGACGACGGCAUCUCGGCCCACAGGGCCGUCGCGCCGGCGAUGCACGUGUCCACGACGUUUGCGUACUCGUCUGACCCGGACGCGCUGAAGCGAUGGGACAACACGGACCCAGCCGCACCGCACGACUCGCACGGGUACUCGCGCUACACGGCGCCCAACACGACGCGCCUCGAGGCCGUGCUCUCUUCGCUGCUGGGCGGCCCAGCACUGACCUACGGCUCUGGCCUCGCAGCCUUCCACGCCCUCCUGGUCCACCUGAACCCGAAGCGCAUCGCCAUCGGAGACGGAUACCACGGCGCGUUUGGGGUCAUCCGCAUCCUGACCCGCCUGACGGGCCUCGAGGCCGUCGGGCUCGACGAGCUCGACAAGCUCAGACCAGGGGACGUGAUCCACAUCGAGACGCCGCUUAACCCUACCGGCGAGGCGCGCGACCUCGCCUUCUACUCCGCCAAGGCGCGCUCGCUCGGCGCAUACCUCACUGUCGACGCGACGUUUGCGCCCCCACCCCUGCUCGACCCGUUCGCGUGGGGUGCCGACGCUGUCGUGCACUCGGGCACAAAGUACCUCGGCGGCCACUCGGACUUGCUGUGCGGCGUCAUCGCCGUCGCGCCGCACACGGCCGCGUGGUACGAGGACCUCAAGAACGACAGGUACCUCCUCGGCGGGGUGAUGGGGAGCCUGGAGGGCUGGCUGGGCCUGCGGUCGCUGCGCACCCUGUCGCUCCGCGUCAAGCGGCAGAGCGAGACCGCCACCGCGCUGGUCCAGUGGCUCGAGGCGGAGCGGCUCAAGCCCGACUCGCCGGCAAGUGUCGUCGCCCGCGUGCAGCACGCCAGCCUGCAGCCCGAGGCAAAGCAGGAGGGCAGCUGGCUCCAGCAACAGAUGCCAAACGGCUACGGGCCAGUGUUCGCCAUCUGGCUCCAGACGCCCGACGACGCCCGCCGCCUCCCGUCCAAGCUUGGCCUGUUCCACCACGCCACAUCACUCGGCGGCGUCGAGUCGCUCAUCGAGUGGCGCGCCCUGUCUGACGAGAAGAUCGACGAGCGCGUCCUCCGCGUCAGUGUUGGGGUUGAGGACUUGGAGGACCUCCAGGCGGACUUGCUGGCCGGGUUUGAGGCGCUACGGAGGUAG